UGUGUGUGUGUGUGUGUAUAUUUGUGGUUUUGGAUCUUUUUGUGCAUUGUGAAACUAUUCCUCUAUGAUCAGAAAGGAAGCCAAGUUAUUUUAAAUGACUAUAACUGUGUCCAUUCUUUUUCAGUAUGUCCACCUUCUUCAGUUCUAAAAAAACUUAAAGAUUUAUUUUACUUUUAAUUAUGCAUGUGUACAUGUGAGGAGAACAGGUGUUUGAAGCUUUGGCGGUUGGUUGUGAGCCAUCUGACAUGGCUAGAAUCCAUACUCAGAUCUCUGCAAGAGCACUAUCUGCUCUUAACUACUGAGCAAUCUCUCCAUGACUCCCUACUCCCCUCUUCUUCAGUUCUUAAUUAACCUGCUGUAUAGUCAGCCAACAGGUCAAGGAAGUUGUUACUGAGCUGCUUUGGACCUGGAGGCAACCACUGUAGAGGGAAUCUGUCCGUUUAUUCUCUUUGCCAAACAAUCCAAAGUAAUAGCCAUUCCAGCACCUGGAGAUUCAAAGUCCUCUUCUUCCAAUUUCUGUCUACUCUAGCCUAUAUUCUAGACUUGAUCUUACAGUUCUCAAAGAAGAGAGCUCCUGAUGCGCACAUGCGCAUGCACACACACGCAAUGUAAGAGAUGAUUCAACUCAUGAGUAGCAAAUAGGACAAAGGUCAAAGUAUAGACCUGGGGAUGUAACUCAUGUUCACAGUAAUUACUGGACGUGGGAUGUAAUGAGGCACAUCCAUCUGAUUUUUCUGUCAGUUCCUUAAGGGAAACAGAAUAGGAAAGCAAUGUCUGAGUAAGCGUGAUUUCAGACUGGCCUACCUCAUAGGCAUUUUCCACAUCUGUAGAAUGAUCAGCUUUCCUCUCAACAUUAUGCGUUCACGUUCCAUGUCUUAGUUGAUGUAUUUUUUCUACCACAGAGCAAUUCUCCCUCACCUUAACCCAUGACUCUAUGCCCUUCAAACCCCCAGGGUCAGCAAGAGUCACCUUCUCAGUGAAGACCUCCUGGAUAAUCCCUGGUGCUGAAACCAGAAUUCUCUUUUCCUCAUUCCUACAACCUCUCAGGAUAUUAAUUACUAUUGUGUCAUUUUGAGUCUUAACUUACCCACUGAUCUUGAGAGUGGGCUUCUUGAGGGUGUGAAUUAUCACACUGCCUAUGCCCAGCUGGUGUCCAUCACACCUGGCCUUUGACUGUGAGACGAAAGUGAUCUCAGCUCUCACAAAAGUUAUGUUCCGACCAGAGUGUUUGCAUAUCCUUCCACUUGAUUGUCCACCAAGCCCUGGUAUCAGAGAGGACUGUCAUUGCCCUCAUUUCCCAGAUGAGGAAUCCAGGCUCUCUGAGAGUGUGUCCCUUGUCGCCAAGCCCCAACGGCAGAAAGGAUAAACCAAAGGCAGAGUAACUGUGAUUUCUGGUCUGGUGUUCUCCAUGUUGUUCAGUUCACCAGGUAGACUCAGCUGCUAGGGUGUCCACAAGAAGGAGACUGAAGGACAGGUCAAUGAAGCUGGCUGGCAUCUGACUCACCAUGAUACCCACAGAACUCACGACCCCUAUUCCUGCCAUAUUCGGUGACUACAGCUAUGACUUCACCACUUCCAUAGAAGACUCCCCUACUUCCAUAGACGACUUCAUGAAUUUCACUGCCAGUGACCUCUUCUGUAAGAAAAACAAUGUCAGGCAGUUUGCGAGCCAUUUCCUUCCACCUCUGUACUGGCUUGUGUUCAUUGUGGGCACCCUGGGCAAUAGCCUGGUCAUCCUUGUCUAUUGGUAUUGCACAAGAGUGAAGACCAUGACUGACAUGUUCCUUUUGAAUUUGGCAAUUGCUGAUCUCCUCUUUCUUGCCACUCUUCCCUUUUGGGCGAUUGCUGCUACUGGCCAGUGGACAUUCCAGACCUUCCUGUGCAAGGUUGUAAACAGCAUGUACAAGAUGAACUUCUAUAGCUGUGUGCUACUCAUUAUGUGUAUCAGUGUGGACAGGUACAUUGCCAUUGUACAGGCCAUGAAGGCUCAGAUCUGGAGGCAGAAAAGGCUUCUGUACAGCAAGAUAGUCUGCAUUACCAUCUGGGUAAUGGCAGCUGUGCUCUGUAUCCCAGAAAUCCUGUACAGCCAAACCAGUAGGGAAUCUGGCAUUGACAUAUGUACCAUGGUCUACCCUAAGGAUAAGAAUGCCAAGCUGAAAUCAGUUGUUUUGAUCCUGAAGGUCACUUUGGGAUUUCUCCUCCCCUUCAUGGUCAUGGCCUUCUGCUACACUAUCAUCAUUCACACCCUGGUACAGGCCAAAAAGUCAUCCAAGCACAAAGCCCUAAAGGUGACCAUCACUGUCCUCACUGUCUUCAUUACGUCUCAGUUCCCCUACAACUGCGUUCUUGUAGUGCAGGCUGUUGAUGCCUAUGCCAUGUUCAUCUCCAACUGUGAUAUCUCCACCAACAUUGACAUCCUCUUCCAGGUCACUCAAACCAUUGCUUUCCUCCACAGUUGCCUGAACCCAGUUCUGUAUGUUUUUGUGGGUGAGAGAUUCCGCAGGGAUCUCAUGAAGACCCUAAAGAACUUGGGAUGCAUUAGCCAGGCCCAGUGGGUUUCAUUCACAAGGAGAGAGGGUAGCUUGAAGCUUUCUUCCAUGCUAUUGGAGACAACCUCAGGGGCUCUCUCCCUCUGAAAGAAGUUCUCAAUGAGACAGAUGGUCCUUUGGGGAAUAAUGAGAUACAUAGACACAAACAACAUAGUCGCCUGACUGAUGAGACUACAGAGAAAACAAAUCAUAAGAAAAGGAGAAAAAAACAAAACCAAGUAAAACAAACUAGAAUGAGCCUAAACAGCUUUAUCAUGCUCAGUCAGGAUAUGCCAAAGUCUUCAAAACUGACCACACCAGCAGGGCACUAGCUGUGUUUUGGUUGUAGUAACUGCAAUUCUGAGGAGGAUGCUUGAUCGGCAGUGAAGACACCUCAGCCGUGCACACGCCGUCAGUGCAGCUCUGUUCUGGAGGUGUUGAGUUUCUUCAAUGCUCCACAUUUCUGUUACUCCAGAUUCAACGCUACUACUCUCCAGAGGUGACAGAGCACUGGUUGCUGCCAUGUCCACAAAAGCAAGGAUUAGUGACAUUUUCCAUGUUGGGAUCUUUUCUUGUUAAUCCCAUUAGUGGGGAGACUGUGUUUGUACAUCUCAUUAUUUACAGAUUUUUAGAUCUAGAAUACACCCAAACGAUCUGAGGUUGAAUGCCUUUCUGAUCUCCUUAGUCUCUUGUGAGUCAAGGAGAACCAUUUUUUUUUUUUUGGAGCCAUUUGUAAGACAGGUUGGUCAGUCCAGGUACAGCUGACCACAUCAUAACAUCAAUUAGAGUCUGUUGCUCCCACUCUACUUCUGUGUCUGGCUGGAGGUGCCAUGUCCAAACCUACCUGUAGGCUCUGUCUAGGAAGGGAUCUAGCCUGUUCCCUGAGGUGGCAAAACAACUCUCACAGACUAAGCCUGAGAAUAUAUUUGGGUGGUGGAGACCUAGCAUUGGCUCUGCUGGAACUUUUUCAGGGUAGAAGCAUUUGCUGCAGGUUCUCCCAUAUCCUUUCCUUCUGAGGCUUCCAGGAGGGUAUCUGCCUCCCUACUGCCUCCCCUUCCCAUACUCUGUAGUGCCAACAGUUUACGAAACAUUUAACUUUAGAGAAAUUAAGAAAAAAGCAUGUACUAUAUUUCACUUUCCACCUAUGUUUUUAACUACUUACCAAAUUUCUCACAUUGGAAAAAAAAAUCAUUGCAUAUCCUGGAAAAGUGCUUUAUAAUGUAUAUUUAAAAAUGUUCAUCACUUGCUAUUUGUUUUAUGCUUUCUCAUUAUUAUAAUUGUGAACAAUUAAAUAUCAAAUAUAAAUACAAUAAUUGUAAAGGUUGAGAUGGUGGUAAAUCUUUACUUGUUUUGGAUUGCCCAUGUAACCAACUUUUACAACAUAAUGCAGAGCUAUAAUCUCAAAUUAUAUAUUCUAUGCCCCUCACCCAAGUAAUGCAUGUAUGCUUGCAUAUUUGUAAUAAUAAUCAUUUGCUGAAAACAACAAAAAUAGAGGUUGAAAGUAAUCUUAUAAAAUAAAUAUCCACCAUAAAUUCUGAACACAAUAUAUGAACUGUUAAACAA
This is a messenger RNA of Myodes glareolus (Bank vole), 4091 nucleotides long. RefSeq names its product C-C motif chemokine receptor 9 (gene Ccr9). Gene Ontology annotation, molecular function: C-C chemokine binding; C-C chemokine receptor activity. Lineage: Eukaryota; Metazoa; Chordata; Mammalia; Rodentia; Cricetidae. Gene Ontology annotation, cellular component: external side of plasma membrane; membrane. The record is from RefSeq and is a predicted model, not a curated record. Gene Ontology annotation, biological process: calcium-mediated signaling; G protein-coupled receptor signaling pathway; positive regulation of cytosolic calcium ion concentration.